CCCAGUCCAUUUCAUCUGCUCACCCAGCUCCCGCUCAUUCUUUGUUGCUCACUUCAACUGUUUUCCAGAAGCAGUUGAGUUUAUUCUCCCUUUUAGAGACACGAGGACAGAAAGAAAGAGGCGUACACAAGGACAUGUAAGUUGUGGGACCGUCUGCAUCAAAAGAGAUCCUAGAAUUGCCGUGACCUAAACCAAUGGAGAACAUGGAUAACGGUAUCCCUCUGCUCUUCAUCAACGAAGAGGGAGCUGAGCCGGAGAGAGAGAUUGUGAUGAAACCAGAUGACAACAGAGCACAGCCUGGACUCAACUUCUCAGGCAACCCGUCAGCUUUAAUCAGGCCAUACCUGCAAGAGAUGGAUGAGCUGCUGAAGAGCUGUGAGGAGCUCACGGGCAUUUCCUUCGGUACGGUCUACUCAGAAAGCUUCGCAGAAACCAGCUUGAACAAAACAACAAGUCACGCUCGGAGCACAGAGGACGUCCUGACCGAGAGCUACAGAGAAACCAUCCCUUCGUUGCAAACGUACCUUUGCCUGGCCACGCAAAUGGAUGAGGCUGAAACCAAAGAACAAGAAAAAGAAAAAUCACAAGAAGCAUCGUUAGCUAGCUGUGUACAGAGCCGGGGAGGUCCCGAUCAGACUGGAUUACCUGUAAGUGAGGCAGGCAAAAAACUGAGUAAGGCUAUGUUAGAUUAUGAAGGUCAGCUGCGGGGAAUGUUGGCCACGCUGCAGGGUUGUGUGGAAGAAACCGGGAUGGACUUUGAGGCCCAAGAGUGGAACGGUGAUGCACGACAAGAGUAUGUGCACAUUAGCAAGAGUACAACAGUGGAGUUGGAACCACAGCUAAUGCAGUUUGGAGCCUGUGCAGAUCAACAUGAAGAGGGAGAGAGAUUUUCCAAGGAGAGCAGAGACAAAGUGACUGAAAUAAUUGGGCAGCAGCAGCAAAACUCCCUGCUUUACUCCGACAACCUGGGUGGAAUUUUAAUGGACAGAGUAGAAGAAUCAGGACAAAACAAACAGGCUGUCUCUGAACCACAGCUUAGCGUUUCAGCGCCAUUAGAUUUGGGCCGAAAUACAGAAGGGACAAAGGCAGUAGAUAUGUUUGACAUGGAGAGUGAAGAAGACGUAAGCAGGACUGGAGUAGAAGACAUGGAAAUGUUGAGUGAAGAAACAAAGGUCAAGGCAGAGGUCACUGAGCUAAGGGCUGAUAAAAAUGAUUUGGACGAGUUGGGCUCUCAGAUGGAAGAGUGCAUACAGAGAGUCCAGCACUUAGAGAAGAGGAGGAGGGAGCUGCUGGCAGAGGUGCUGGAUCUAAGAGGAAACACAAACAGAGAGGAGAAAGAGCAGAGCGCAAAAGGCGAGGAGUGGACAGAUGAGCAAAUGGACGGGAAAGUGAUAGAGCUGAUGAAAAUACUUCGAAGUGAGGAAGAGCAGAGACGGGAGGAGAGAAAGAAGGAGUUUUAUAUGCUCAGGGAGGAGAGAGCAGAGGAAGAGAGGAGAAUGUGGAAGGUCAACCUUGAGAGAAUGGGGCUGCAAGAGGAACUGAGAAAGCUGAAAAGAAGGUUAUUUACUAUAAUGAGGGAAAGUACCCAUUGUCAAGCCAUCCUGAAGAACCACUGCAAAGAAGUAGAGCUGCUGAAGAGAGAAGAGGAGAAGCUGCAGGCUCUGGUGCUCCAGCUGACGGAGGAGUGCAGCCAGCUCAGGUCAGCUCAAAACCGACAGAUCUUAGAACUACAAACGCAGCUGCAAUCCAAGCUUUCCAGUCAAACCUCCUGUAACCAGGAAGAGUUGACUGAGUGCAAACGGAACUCCUGUGGGGACAUCCAGCAGUACCUCCAGGAAGGACUAAGAUUCCUGGAGAACAGGUAUGAACCUCUUCUUCUGGCAUUGCUGAAGAGAAGAGAUGCCACAGCUGGGGCUCUGGUGAAAGCCAAAGAGGAGUCCCAGCAACUGAGAUCACAACUAAGACCCCUGAGGGACGAGAUCCAAAAACUGAAGCUGCAAAGGGCUUGUUUGGAGGAGAAGCUUAAGCUUAUCUACAUACAUCACAAAGAGGAGAUGGGGCUCUAUAAAGAGACUGUCUGCAGUCUGGAGGAGCGCAGCCGAGAUUUAAAGACCGAGUUACAGAUUCAAAAGAGAAAAAACAAAGACAUAGAGGAGUUAAGAGACAGCUUUAAGAAACAAGUCCUCCGCUACAGGGCUACGAUUCAGCAACAGAAAGAGAUUGAACCUGAGAAGCAAACAUGAUACGCAUCCAAUGGCCUCACUUUGGAACGCAGUAAAAGCCACUUCUAGAAAGAAUGCACUUUCCAGGCAUUUUAAGAUUUUUUUUUUUAAUGCUUGCAUGGUUUUUAUUCCGUUAGACCUCUUUUGUAGAAAAAUUUCAUACAAAUAAAAGCUUUGUGAUUCUGAGGAGUCAGUGUCUUUUUGGAGUGCAGAGGCGUUCAUGCACUUAUAAGGGCAUCUUGGCUGCAGAACUAAAGAAGCAGGGUGGUUAAGAGUGAGAUUAAGAGAAAAGACACUUUAAAGUAGGCAAUAGAAUAGAACAACUAUUAAACAGUAUCUAGUAAUAAAACACAACUUCUUAUAGAUCUUUUACUAGUUAAUGCAUCUACUACAACAUAUUGCACAUAUAUAACUGUUAAACCUUUUCUUCCGUUUUAUGGUUUAAAAACAUUACAAUUGUUUAUGCCACUUAUGUAAAUAAUAAUGGCAUAUAUGUAAUACCGUCAAAUUGAGCAACCAA
This is a messenger RNA of Cynoglossus semilaevis (tongue sole), 2742 nucleotides long. RefSeq names its product syncoilin, intermediate filament protein (gene sync). The record is from RefSeq and is a predicted model, not a curated record. Gene Ontology annotation, cellular component: intermediate filament. The transcript is spliced from 6 exons. The coding region runs from base 195 to 2243 and encodes 682 amino acids. NCBI's taxonomy places the organism in Eukaryota, Metazoa, Chordata, Actinopteri, Pleuronectiformes, Cynoglossidae.